UAAAAACGAAACGGAUUCCGUUUCUCCUCAUUCCUCAUCGUCGUCAACCAAAACAAAAGUCAAAGCUAAAAUGCUACCUCAAUAAUUCCCCCAACCACCAAAACGGACCUUUCUCCCUCAAUAUCCAACUCUAAUGGCUCUCAAAUUUUAGGGCAAAUUUCAUCUCUCUAUCUCUCAGCCAUCCUCAAUCCCAAUCCCAACCCCAUCAUCUCUUCUUUCUUUCCCAUGCCUCGAUUCUUCAAUCCUUUCCUCUUAUCCUUAUUUUUCUGUGUUUUAGGGUUAGGGUUUGGCGUUGAUUUCGGUCAAGCUUUCAAAGUCCCCUUUAGGGUCAAUGAUGUUCUCCCGGUGCUUCCGCGCCAGGUAUCUUGGCCGGUCUUGAACACUCUUCAUUCCGCCGUUGACUUGUUGCCGGCUUUUGUCGGAUCCGUGACCCCGAACAAUGGCUCAAUUGAUUGGAAAGGAGCUUGCUUUCAUGGAAACGAGGCUCGUCUCGAGUUCACCAGUAGCGAUCGCGACGAUUCGGGAUUGGGCGGUGGUGUGCUUCACCUCACGACAUCUGAAGCGCACAGCUGGACUUGUAUGGAUCUUUAUGUCUUUGCAACACCUUAUAGGAUUACUUGGGAUUACUACUUUUCUGCUCGAGAGCAUACAUUGAAAUUUGAUUCUUGGGAAGAAGCUGCUGAAUUGGAAUAUGUAAAGCAGCAUGGAAUCUCAGUAUUUCUAAUGCCAUCUGGAAUGCUUGGCACAUUGCUUUCUUUAGUUGAUGUAUUGCCUCUGUUUUCAAAUACUGUCUGGGGUCAGAAUGCCAAUCUUGCUUUUUUGAAAACACACAUGGGUGCUUCAUUUGAAAAGCGUCCUAAGCCAUGGCGCACAGUGUUAAAUCCAGAAGAUGUGCAUUCUGGUGACUUUUUGGCUGUGUCAAAGAUCCGUGGUAGGUGGGGAGGAUUUGAGACAUUAGAAAAAUGGGUGACUGGAGCAUUUGCUGGUCAUACUGCGGUUUGCUUGAAGGAUGACAUGGGUAAUCUAUGGGUUGCUGAAUCAGGGCAUGAAAAUGAAAAGGGCGAAGAAAUUAUAGUGGUUAUUCCAUGGGAUGAAUGGUGGGAGCUGUCACUGAAGGACAAUUCUAAUCCACAGAUAGCCUUGCUUCCUUUACAUCCAGAUAUACGUGCAAAGUUCAACUCCACCGCAGCAUGGGAGUAUGCUCGGAGCAUGUCAGGCAAGCCAUAUGGUUAUCACAACAUGAUAUUUAGUUGGAUAGACACUGUAGCUGACAACUAUCCACCCCCUCUUGAUGCUCACUUGGUCAUUUCUGUCAUGUCUAUGUGGACUAGAGUGCAGCCAGCAUAUGCUGCAAAUAUGUGGAAUGAAGCGUUGAAUAAGCGGUUAGGGACUGAGGAUUUGGAUCUGUAUGGAAUAUUAGAGGAGACUGAAAGGCGCGGGAUAACCUUUGAUCAAUUACUCACUAUCCCGGAACAAGAUGAAUGGGUCUACAGUGAUGGGAAAUCAACAACAUGUGUUGCCUUUAUCCUUGAGAUGUAUAAAGAGGCUGGGGUCUUUGGUCCCCUUUCAAACUCGAUUCAAGUAACUGAAUUCACUAUCCGUGAUGCAUACAUGCUUAAGAUAUUUGAGAACAACCAAACGAACCUGCCUAGUUGGUGUAACAAUGGGGAUGGCCGGCUUCCGUUCUGUCAGAUUCUGGGUGAGUAUUGGAUGGAAUUGCCAUUUUAUAACAGUUUAGAACCAUAUGCCAAUAUGAAUGAAAAUUGCCCAUCCUUACCUCCCAUUUAUGAUAGGCCUACGAGAUGUUAAAAGCUGAUAGCAAUCUAUUUGUCGUUUGUCGCUAUCCCACUCAUGCUUGUAUUAAAUGCAAAGACGCCUUUCUGGAAAAAUCCUCACUGUACCUGCACUAUAUAUAUAUGCGGCCACUCAAUUUCUGUAAAUAGUACUUUCAGUGUUAGUAAACAUAAUUUGUGUGAUAGGGCCCCUAAAAUCUUUGAAGCCCAGGCCCAUAUUGUGUUCUGCCCAAUAUUUGGAGUUACCACAAGUGAGCUUGAAGUCAUAACACGAGCGAACUCUUGAAAUUGAGUUGCUCAUUUCUCGUGCCAGUCGUUAAAUAAAGAAUUUAAAGAAUAUCAGAGGUAUUUAUGGUUGGAAUAA
Gossypium arboreum is the source of this 2157-nucleotide messenger RNA. RefSeq lists its product as uncharacterized. The record is from RefSeq and is a predicted model, not a curated record. The transcript is spliced from 7 exons. Bases 226 to 1809 code for a protein of 527 amino acids. Lineage: Eukaryota; Viridiplantae; Streptophyta; Magnoliopsida; Malvales; Malvaceae.